AUGCCAUGUUCCCUGUUCCAUUCUUUUUUUCAUGACCUGCCUUUUUUUUAUUUCACUCUCUUUUCUCGAAAGUUUUUUUUUUCUUCUUUUUUUUUCUUUUUUUUUCUUUUCUUUUCUUUUUUUUCUUGCUUUCUUUUCUUUUCUUUUUUGCUUUCUUUUCUUUUUUCUUUUCUUUUUUGCUUUCUUUUCUUUUUUGCUUUUCUUUUCUUGCUUUCUUUUCAGAUUGAAGUUCGUUCAUCAUUCGAUUUACUUUCUUUCUUUCUUUCUUUUCUCGUUUUGUUCAUAUUUCUGUUUCAUUCAUUCUGUUUUUUUUUUACUUGUUUUGCAUACCACUUUAAUUCACUCUUUCUUUCUUUCUUUCUUUCUUUCUUUCUUUCUUUCUUUCUUUCUUGUAAAUCUUCUCGUCCCAAUCGUUCAUUUCUAUCUUUCUUUCCUCUAGUUUUCUCCCUUUUUAUUCAUAUUUUUUUAUUCAUUCUUUGUUUCUUUCUUUAUUUUUAUUUCUUCAUUCAUGAGUCUUUCCUUUCUUUCACUGAUAUUCUUCCUAUCCCUUGCUCAAGUGUUUUCCUUCUUUUUUUCUAUUUAACUCAGGUCAUUUUCUUCUUUCUUUCUUUCUUUCUUUCUUUCUUUCUUUCUUUCUUUUUUUUUUUUUCAUUUUCCAUCCUCUUUUUUUUCUUUCAUCUUUCUACCUUCAUUUUUAACAUCUACUCACUCUACAGUUCUUUCUUUCUUUCUUUCUUUCUUUCUUUCUUUCUUUUAUUCGUCCUUUGCCUCUAUAUCUCUUUCUUUCUCCAAUAUCGCCAUCCUAUUUUUCCUUCUCUCUUUUUAUUUAUCUCAGGUAAUUUUCUUUCUUUUUUUUUUCUUUUUUUCUUUCUUUCUUUCUUUCUUUCUUUCUUUCUUUUUUUCUUUCUUUCUUUCUUUUUUUCUUUCAAUCUUUCUUUCUUUUCUUUUUCAUUUUUAUUCACUAUUUCUUUCUAUUUAUAUUUGGCUGAACAGUAUUUCUUCAUUUGCAGUGUCACACUAACUUUUCAUUCAUUCUUUCUUUCUUUCUUUCUUUCUUUCUUCUACCCUCUUCCCAUUCCUUUCCCUAGUUACCGUCUUUCUUUCUUUCUUUUUUUCUUUCUAUCUUUCUUUCUUUCUUUCUUUCUUUCUUCUACCCUCUUCCCAUUUCUUUCCCUAGUUACCGUCUUUCUUUCUUCUACCCUCUUCCCAUUCCUUUCCCUAUUUACCGUCUUUCUUUCUUUCUUUCUUUUUUCUUUCUUUCUUUCUUUCUUUCUUUCUUUCUUUCUUUCUUUCUUUCUUCUACCCUCUUCCCAUUCCUUUCCCUACUUACCGUCUUUCUUUCUUUUUUUUUUUUCUUUCUUUCUUUCCUUCUUUCUUUUCUUUUUCUUUCUUUCUUUUUUCUUUCUUUUUUCUUUCUUCUUCCCCUCUUCCCAUUUCCUUUUUUUUUAUACUUUCUGUUUUUUUCUUUCUUUCUUUUUUCUUUUUCUUUUUCCUUUUUUUCUUUUCUUUUUUCUUUUCUUUCUUUCUUUUUUUUUUUAUUGGUUUUUCUUUUUCAUAUUUCUUUUUUUUUUUUCUCUUUCAUUUUCUCUAACUUUUAUUUUCCGUUUUGUUUUUGUUCAAAUUUACCUUCAUUGUUUCUUUUUUAUUAUUUUUUGUUCCUAUUCCUUUCUUUAUUCAUUCCUUUCUUUCUUUUUUUUUUUUCUUUCUUUCUUUCUUUCUUUCCCCUUUCAUUUCCCUACUUAUCGUCUUUCUUUCUUUCUUUCUUUCUUUCUUUCUUUCUUUCUUUCUUUCUUUCUUUCAAUUCUCCUCAUUCCUUUUUACUUUCUUUUUUCUUUCUUUCAUUUCUUUCAUUCUUUUUUCUUUUCUUUCUUUCUUUCUUUCUUUCUUUUCUUCCCAUUCCUUCCAAUACUUACCUUUUUUAAUUACUUUCCAUUUCUUUCUUUCUUUCCUUCUUUACCUUUUAAUUUUCUUUUUUCUUUCUUUUCUUUUCAUUUUCAUUUUCGUACUUUCUUUCUUUCUUUUCCUUUUCCUUACCGUCUUUAUUUCAUUCAUUUCUUUCUUUCUUUCUUUCUUUCUUUCUUUCUUUCUUUCUUUCUUUCUUUCUUCCACCCUCUUUCCAUUUCUUUCCCUACUUACCUUUUUAAUUCCUUUCUUUCUUUCUUUCAUUCAUUUCUUUCUUUCUUUCUUUCUUUCUUUCUUUCUUUCUUUCUUUCUUCUACCCUCUUCUCAUUCCUUUCCCUAGUUACCGUCUUUCUUUCUUUCUUUCUUUCUUUCUUUCUUUCUUUCUUUCUUUCUUUUCUUUCUUUUUUUCUUCCCUACCCUCUUUAUUUCAUUCCCCUUUCAUUCACCUUUUUUUUUCUUUUCUUUCUUUCUUUCUUUCUUUCUUUUUCUUUCUUUCCUUUCUUUCUUUCUUUCUUUCUUUCUUUCUUCUACCCUCUUUCCAUUUCUUCCCCUACUUACCUUUUUAAUUUCUUUCUUUCUUUCUUUCUUUCUUUCUUUCUUUCUUUCUUUCUCCUCUUUCCUUUCCCUUUCUUUCUUUUUCUUUCUUUCUUUCCAAUCUUUCUUCUCCCCUCAUUCCUUUCCCUACUUACAGUUUUUUCUUUCAUUCAUUUUCUUUCUUUCUUUUCUUUCUUUCUUUCUUUCUUUCUUCCCUUUCCCUUUCCAUUUUCUUCCCCCUUCUUUCUUUCUUUUCUUUUUUCUUCUAAUUUCUUCCCCUUUACCUUUCUUUUUUCUUUCUUUCUUUCUUUCUUUUUUUUCUUUCUUUCUUUCUUCUUCACCCUCUUCCCAUUCCUUUCCCUAGUUACCGUCUUUCUUUCUUUCUUUCUUUCUUUCUUUCUUUCUUUCUUUCUUUCUUUCUUCUACCCUCUUUCCAUUUCUUUCCCUACUUACCUUUCUUUCUUUCUUUCUUUCUUUCUUUCUUUCUUUCUUUCUUUCUUUCGUUACUACCACGCUGUCAAACUACACAUUAACCCUUUUCUUUCCCUCUCUCUGCGAAAGGAACAGACGUCCAGAUGUGUUGCGGUUUCUUUCUAUCUCUGUCCAUUCAUAUCUAUCUAUCUAUCUAUCUAUCUAUCUAUCUAUCUAUCUCAGUCUGUUCAUAUCUAUCUCAGUCUGUUCAUAUCUAUCUAUCUAUCUAUCUAUCUAUCUCAGUCUGUUCAUAUCUAUCUAUCUAUCUAUCUAUCUAUCUAUCUAUCUAUCUACAUGUUGAUAUCAAUCCUUCUAUCUAUGUCUUAUUCUUGA
Messenger RNA from Acanthosepion pharaonis, 3240 nucleotides. NCBI's taxonomy places the organism in Eukaryota, Metazoa, Mollusca, Cephalopoda, Sepiida, Sepiidae. The record is from the annotation of a GenBank genome assembly.